AUGGCGUGUUGCGGGACCCUCAAAUCACACACCCGGCCGAUUGACUCUCUGAACUCAUACCCGAUCGUCUGUCCGACAGAGGAAGAGACGUACUUCAGCAGGAAGAGCGGCACCUUGCCUCAUCUGCUCGUUUCUGCCAAUUCAAUGGGCGCCCUCAAAGUCUGGCUCAUCCCCUCGAACAUACAGACCGCCAAAGCCACCAUCGACUCCACCUUCUGGCCCCACAAGACGAGCAUCAAUGACAUCAAGAUCGGCUGUGAUCUGCGGCACAAAAUCAACCACCAGACCAGUGCGCAACUCUGGACGGCCUCUGCUGAAAACGCCGUCCUCCAUUCUGCCCUUGACCUCCUGCCCUCGUCCACCCAGCGGAUCGUCAACAUCCUUUGCAUCAAGCAGCCUUACUUUGUCCGCUGCGUCCCCAGCCUCCCCCUGUUCUUCGCCCAGACAGUCCACGCUGAGACGGCCGUUCCGAACUGGUUGAUCACUGGCAAAGCGGACGAAGAUAUCCGGAUCUACGACCUCAAAGCUAUUGAGCAUCAGGAACAGGCCGUCUCGUCCAGCCGUCCGCUGCACAAACCAGCGCCUUCGGCCACAUUGAAGACAGUCUCCAAUGGCUGGUUUGGCGCCCUCAAGCGUCAUUGGCAUGAGGUCAACUGCUUGAGAAUCUGGAUUGACUCCCAGAUGCACAAGCCCUGGCUUGUCAGCUUGGGCUUAGACGGGACCCUGCGCAAAUGGGAACUGACAAUUCUCUAG
Puccinia triticina is the source of this 753-nucleotide messenger RNA. RefSeq lists its product as uncharacterized. The record is from RefSeq and is a predicted model, not a curated record. NCBI's taxonomy places the organism in Eukaryota, Fungi, Basidiomycota, Pucciniomycetes, Pucciniales, Pucciniaceae. The transcript has a single exon. Bases 1 to 753 code for a protein of 250 amino acids. Gene Ontology annotation, molecular function: protein binding.